This is a messenger RNA of Apis florea (little honeybee), 2068 nucleotides long. Its product is annotated as ATP-binding cassette sub-family F member 1. The record is from RefSeq and is a predicted model, not a curated record. Lineage: Eukaryota; Metazoa; Arthropoda; Insecta; Hymenoptera; Apidae. Gene Ontology annotation, molecular function: ATP binding; ATP hydrolysis activity.
ACGUGCUUUCGUUUUUUAUGGUAGUAGAUAUCGGGUGUGAAAUAUUGAGGUUAGGAAACUAAGUACACGUUUUAGUAUGUCAACCGAUAAAAAAAUAUUAGAUGUUACGAAAAAAAUAUCUGAUAUAGAAAUGGAGGAAACGGGGAAAAAAUUAACACACAAGGAAAAGAAAAAAUUAAAAAAACAGCAAGAAUAUGAGAAAACGAUGGAAAUGUUAACGAAAACUGGUGGUCAGGGUCAUAGCGAACUUGAAACAAAUUUCACUGUUUCUCAGACUCAAAGUCAACAACGAAGUAAUCAACAAUUAGAAAAUGCUGUUGAUAUUAAAGUAGAAAAUUUUAGUAUUGCUGCUAAGGGAAAAGAAUUGUUUACCAAUGCUAGCUUAUUGAUUGCACAAGGUAGACGUUAUGGAUUAGUAGGACCAAAUGGUCAUGGAAAAACUACUUUACUUCGUCAUAUUGCAAAACGAGCUUUUGCUAUUCCACCUAAUAUUGAUGUUUUAUAUUGUGAACAAGAAGUUAUUGCUGAUGAUACUCCUGCUGUAGAAGUAGUACUUAAUGCAGAUGUAAAAUGUAAAGAUUUAAUGACAGAAUGUAAAAAAUUAGAAGAAUUUGUAGAACAAGGAGAUAAUUCUGUUCAAAAUAGAUUGCAAGAGGUUUAUGAAGAAUUAAAGAUAAUUGGUGCAGAUUCUGCAGAACCACGUGCAAGAAGAAUUCUUGCUGGUCUAGGAUUUAAUCGUGCUAUGCAAGAUCGAGCAACAAAAAAUUUUUCUGGUGGUUGGCGUAUGCGUGUUUCUCUUGCUAGAGCUCUUUUCUUAGAACCAACAUUAUUAUUACUUGAUGAACCAACAAAUCAUUUAGAUUUAAAUGCUGUUAUUUGGUUAGACAAUUAUCUUCAAGCCUGGAAAAAAACUUUACUUAUUGUUUCUCAUGACCAAAGUUUUCUAGAUAAUGUAUGUACAGAUAUAAUUCAUUUAGAUCAACAAAAGUUGUUUUAUUACAAGGGAAAUUACAGUAUGUUUAAGAAAAUGUAUGAGCAAAAGAAAAAAGAAAUGAUUAAAGCAUAUGAGAAACAAGAAAAACGACUUAAAGAUAUGAAAGCUUCAGGUCAAAGUAAAAAACAAGCUGAAAAGAAACAAAAAGAAGCCUUGACUAGAAAACAAGAAAAAAAUAGAACAAAGAUGCAAAAGCAAGAAGAGGACAGUGCACCUACUGAAUUAUUACAAAAACCUAGAGAAUAUAUAGUAAAAUUUAGUUUUCCUGAUCCACCUCCAUUGCAACCACCAAUCCUUGGUCUUCAUAAUGUAAUUUUUGCUUAUGAAGGACAAAAACCAUUGUUUAUUGAUGUUGAUUUUGGCAUAGAUUUAAGUUCUAGAAUAGCUAUAGUAGGACCUAAUGGUGUUGGCAAAUCUACAUUCUUGAAAUUAUUAACAGGUGAUUUACAACCAAUAAAAGGAGAAUCCAUAAAAAAUCAUCGAUUAAGAAUAGGAAAAUUUGAUCAACAUUCUGGUGAACAUCUAACUGCUGAAGAAUCACCAGUGGAAUAUUUGAUGCGUUUAUUUGAUUUACCAUAUGAAAAAGCUAGAAAGCAAUUAGGGACAUUUGGACUUAGUUCUCAUGCUCAUACAAUUAAAAUGAAAGAUUUGUCAGGAGGUCAAAAAGCACGAGUUGCAUUAGCUGAAUUAUGUUUAAAUGCUCCUGAUGUUGUAAUUUUAGAUGAACCAACAAAUAAUUUAGACAUAGAAUCUAUUGAUGCAUUGGCUGAUGCUAUCAAUGAAUAUAAAGGAGGAGUUAUUAUUGUCUCUCAUGAUGAACGUUUAAUUAGAGACACAGAAUGUUGCUUAUAUGUAAUUGAAAACCAACAAAUUAAUGAAAUUGAUGGAGAUUUCGAUGAUUAUAGAAAAGAAUUGUUGGAAAGUUUAGGAGAAGUUGUUAAUAAUCCAAGUAUAGCUGCAAAUGCUGCUGUUUUGCAAUGAAUACUUUCUCUUUGUAGAGCGAUAAUAAUUUUUAAUGGUUCAUAAAAUUAAUCCUUUUAAAUGAAUAUUCCUUAAAUAUAUCAUUGCUUUCUC